Messenger RNA from Exophiala mesophila, 2061 nucleotides. RefSeq lists its product as uncharacterized. Gene Ontology annotation, biological process: regulation of DNA-templated transcription. The transcript has 2 exons. Gene Ontology annotation, molecular function: DNA-binding transcription factor activity, RNA polymerase II-specific; zinc ion binding. The record is from RefSeq and is a predicted model, not a curated record. The coding region runs from base 205 to 2061 and encodes 618 amino acids. Lineage: Eukaryota; Fungi; Ascomycota; Eurotiomycetes; Chaetothyriales; Herpotrichiellaceae.
CACACUCAACCAUGACGCAUGAAUGCCUGUUCUACCACCUCGACGAUGAUCAUGCAGGAAAUACCUACUGCCGAUGAACAGGGUUGUGUUAGCUUCUUAGGCUAGACGGCACAUACUGGAGAUGUUUUUAUUUUUCUCAGAUCGCGUCUUUGAGAAAUCAAUGAUGAGAUCAAACUUCCUCCGUCGUCCGACAUAGACGACACCAUGGCCGCCAAACAGCCCAAAGAAGAGGCCAAAGUCGCCGAGAACCCCAAUAAGAGAACUCGCAAAGCACACAACAAGGUGCGGUCUGGUUGUUUGACCUGCAAAAUUCGAAGAAAAAAGUGCGACGAGGUCAAACCCUUCUGUCGACGAUGUACGAGUACAGGCAGGAAAUGCGACGGAUAUCCCAACUUUACUCCACCCGAAACCUCAGUUUCAGGCACUCGCGAUCUUGAAACGCCAUCUAAUAGCAAAUCCAACGACAAGGUCGUCCUACUCAGCCGCCCGAAGAGCCAGUUUCUAAGCGGCAAAGACUUGGAGACGCUGUGGCGUGCUCCAUCGUCCGUCCAUUUCAAUGACGAUGUCGACUUCUACUGCUUUGACUUCUUUCGCACUCGAACCGGCCCAGAAUUCGCAUCUUAUUUCGACAGCUCCAUAUGGAGGUCCUAUGCUGUGCGAGCGUGUUUCCAACAUCCAACAGUCCUAGCCGCUGCUGCCGCGGUCGGUGCGGCUCAUCGACGAUUCGAAUUAGGCAUUUCUCGAGAAGCCUUUGAGUUUUGCGAAAUAUCUAAGCGAAUGUAUCAAAAGGCUGUCAAGAGGCUAAACGACGACCUAGCUUCAAACGCCCCUAUGGCGGUAGAGAUCAACAUGCUCUCCAAGAAGCUCUUUAGCAUCUUCAACACGUUCCAGGGAAAUUACCGGGAAGCGUUGCAGAAUAUGACAGAGGCUAUCAGGGGCCUGGUCAAUCAAAAUUUAAGAACUACUUUCUCAGAAACCCAAUACCGAGCCAUUGAAAUCAGCUACGACAGUCUCCGAAGAUUUUUUCUCAAAUUUGAACUCGAAUCCGUCCGCCUGUUCAAUGGGCCGUUCAAGAUCAUCUGCAACCCAGAAGAUGUCGAACCUUCUGUAAUACGAGGAUCGGACGAACCUACAUACUUGCCAUCACCUAAAUCCCCUAUUACGAACGAUGUGGUCGACCCAGAACCGUAUCCGAUCCCGCGAGCAUUCUCCUCCCUUGCACAGGCUCGCGACGUGCUAUUCACCGAAGCCAAGUGGAUCUGGCACACAUGGGGGUUGAUGGAACAGGGGUUGUUGUCGGACGGAUUCCAACGACAUCAAGCCCACAUCUCACGUCUAUUACGAUGGUCGACGGCAUAUGCUGAAUUCACCAAGAUCGAGAUCGAGGCACGAGACUCUCAAGCCAAGCAUGCCGCCUACCUUCUCAAGAUAUAUCGAGAAGCUACCUAUCUCCUGUUGCUGACUCAAAUGGCGUUGCACGAACCAGACACGGGGGCAGCGAUCAUCCCGCUGUGUGACCCGCCAGAGACAUGCCAAUGUCACCGAUCGUGUCGCACGUAUGCCGAGCGCAAGGAAGCCCUCAACGCGCAUUUUGCCCGUUUACUGGUUCUCGCCGAGGCAGUCUUCAAUGCGUCGUCAUUCUUUGCCUACGACGAACAUUCCACCUCUCAUGACUCGGGAAUUGGCCCGCCCAUAUAUCUCGGAACCUCAGAUUGCCGCUCUACCAAAGUGCGGCACCAGGUCAACAAUCUCCUGGAUAAAUCAGAGAUGCAGAAACGGCUAUGGGACACACUAGGGGUCUACAACAUUGCGGAAAAACUGUCGAGCAUUUCAGAGCAUGCCGUGGUGAAUGCAGGCAUUGUUCCGGCCUCACUCGAGCCUAAAUGGGUGGACAUUACAUUCUUUCUCGAGGAUCGAAGGGUCUUAUUGCGGUACUGUACACCCGACAGAGAUGGCGCUGGAGGGAAAAUCAGGGGCACGCGCAUGACGGCUGGUGAAUUCGGCCAGGGAGGUGGGAGUGGGGGCCUGAUGUGGACGCAACAAUGGAUUUCGUAUGUCUGA